UAUAGCACCAAGGAACCCACCACCAGCAGACCAGACUUCACCAGAGAGACCCCUCUCUCUCUCUCUCUGUGUCUGUCUUUCUUGUGGAUCCACCAGGCUCGUCUUUAAGAAUAUACAGCAGCGAGCAGGCAAGACAACGCCCCAUCUCUCUUCUCUCUCUCUCUCUCUCUCUGUGGCUCUGUCUUUCUUUUGUUUCUUGCCGUUUUGGGGUGUGUGUGUUGGGUUGUGUGAAUUGGAGCGAGGAUGGGGAGGGGGAGACUGCAGCUGAAGAGGAUAGAGAACAAGAUCAACCGGCAAGUCACCUUCUCCAAGAGGAGGGCGGGUCUGCUCAAGAAGGCCCACGAGAUCUCCGUACUCUGCGACGCCGAGGUCGCCCUCAUCGUCUUCUCCGCCAAGGGCAAGCUCUUCGAGUACUCCACCGAUUCCUGCAUGGAGAGAAUUCUCGAACGCUAUGAAAGAUACUCAUAUUCGGAGCACCAAGUUCUUGCAAGUGAGACAGAAUCGAUUGGUAGCUGGACUUUGGAGCAUGCUAAGCUCAAGGCCAGACUUGAAGUUUUACACAGAAAUUAUAGGCAUUUCAUGGGAGAAGAUCUUGAUUCUUUGAGUCUCAAGGACCUCCAAAAUUUGGAGCAACAACUGGAGUCUGCUCUUAAACACAUAAGAUCGAGAAAGAAUCAGCUCAUGCAUGAAUCAAUCUCAGUGCUUCAGAAAAAGGAUAGGGCAUUGCAGGAGCAAAACAACCUGCUUACAAGGAAAGUAAAGGAGAAGGAGAGGGCACUAGCGCAGCAAGCUCAGUGGGAGCAGCAAGACCAUGCCCUUGACUCACCUGUUGUUCUACCCCACUACUUGCCAUCUCUCGACAUCAAUGGCUCUUAUCAAGCGAGACACAACGGACACGAUGACGGAGAGAACCUGACUCAGCCUCGGGCUGGUACACUUCUUCCUCCGUGGAUGCUCCACCGUCUCAAUUAAGGCUUCGACAUAAAGGGAAACUUCUGCUGCUAUAUCUUUGAUAUGCAAUUCUGAAGUCCAGUUGAUGAAUUGCAUGGCAUAAUCUGGGGCUCUCCCCCACCCUUGUUCUAGCGAAAUAAACAUACCUCUGCUUUUUGCUGCAUUCAGUACUCCUAAGUGUGGUCCUCCGUGUAUGUAUAGCACCAUUGCAAAUAUGCAUACCAAUGUACAUGUAUGCAAAAUUAUAUAUGGUAGUUAACACAGCCAUAAAGCAGAUGGAGAAGUAUAUUGUUUGCUAGCAAAAGAGAUUGUCAAACUGUAUCAAGAUAUUCUGAUAUAUUGUCCUGGACUCCUGGUUGAAUA
Messenger RNA from Eucalyptus grandis, 1314 nucleotides. Its product is annotated as truncated transcription factor CAULIFLOWER A. Gene Ontology annotation, cellular component: nucleus. Gene Ontology annotation, molecular function: RNA polymerase II cis-regulatory region sequence-specific DNA binding; DNA-binding transcription factor activity, RNA polymerase II-specific; protein dimerization activity. The record is from RefSeq and is a predicted model, not a curated record. The transcript is spliced from 8 exons. The coding region runs from base 244 to 972 and encodes 242 amino acids. Gene Ontology annotation, biological process: positive regulation of transcription by RNA polymerase II. NCBI's taxonomy places the organism in Eukaryota, Viridiplantae, Streptophyta, Magnoliopsida, Myrtales, Myrtaceae.